Laetiporus sulphureus 93-53 is the source of this 1605-nucleotide messenger RNA. RefSeq names its product MFS monosaccharide transporter. Gene Ontology annotation, biological process: carbohydrate transport; transmembrane transport. Gene Ontology annotation, cellular component: membrane. Lineage: Eukaryota; Fungi; Basidiomycota; Agaricomycetes; Polyporales; Laetiporaceae. The transcript is spliced from 5 exons. The record is from RefSeq and is a predicted model, not a curated record. The coding region runs from base 1 to 1605 and encodes 534 amino acids. Gene Ontology annotation, molecular function: carbohydrate:proton symporter activity.
AUGCCAGGUGGUCCCGUUGCAGCAGGUCCCGCUAUCGGGGCCAACGCCCGCAAGAAUAAGCUCGCUGGCAUUGGCAUGACCGCCUUCGCCGCCUUCGGUGGCAUCCUCUUUGGCUACGACACCGGUACCAUCUCUGGCAUCAUCGAGAUGGCAGAUUGGCUCAAGCUCUACGGCAAACCCUGCCCCGCCUCCCUCGCCACCACCAGCUGCACCGGCGGCUUCUAUCUCCCCUCCAGCAGGUCGUCCCUCGUCGUCUCCAUCCUCUCCGCUGGUACCUUCUUCGGUGCCCUCUUCGGCGCUCCCGUAGCCGACAUCCUCGGUCGUCGUCUUGGCAUCAUGCUCGCCUGCAUCGUCUUCGUUCUCGGUGUCGCCCUCCAAACCGGCUCACACAACCUCGCCACUUUUGUCGUCGGUCGUGUCUUCGCGGGUCUCGGUGUCGGUCUCGUCUCCACCCUCGUCCCCAUGUACCAGUCCGAGUGCGCACCCAAAUGGAUCCGUGGUGGCGUCGUCACCCUCUACCAGUGGGCCGUCACCAUCGGCCUUCUGCUCGCAUCCGUCAUCAAUAACGCGACCAAGAACCGCCACAGCCACGCCGCCUGGCGUAUCCCGAUUUCAAUUCAGUUUAUCUGGGCAUUCAUCGUCUUCACCGGCAUGAUUUUCCUUCCGGAGUCGCCGCGUUGGUUGAUCAAGCGGGGCAAGGAUGCUGAAGCCGCCAAGUCAUUAUCUCGCCUCACGGGCCUCGUGCCGGGUGAAGCGGACCUCGAGCUUGAGCUGGCAGACAUCCGCGCGGGCCUCGAGGAGGAGAAACGUUAUGGAGAGAGCUCGUAUCUCGACUGUUUCCGCCCGUCGCACAACAAGAUUGCCCUCCGCACGCUCUCCGGUAUCUUUAUUCAGGCAUGGCAGCAGCUCACAGGUAUCAACUUCAUCUUCUACUACGGCACGACGUUCUUUAAGAACUCUGGCAUCAAAAAUCCGUUUCUCACCUCGGUCGCGACGAACAUUGUCAACGUGUUCAUGACGCUGCCGGGUAUCUGGGGUGUCGAGCGCUUCGGCCGUCGUUCGCUGCUCCUCUGGGGCGCCGCGCUCAUGUGUGUCUGCGAGUAUCUGAUCGCCAUCAUCGGUGUCACCAUCUCGGUCGACAAUGCAUCGGGUCAGAAGGCGCUGAUUGCGCUUGUCUGCAUCUACAUUGCUGGCUUUGCCUCGACGUGGGGUCCCAUUGCGUGGGUCGUUGUGGGUGAGAUCUUCCCACUGAACGUGCGGGCCAAGGCAAUAUCGAUGUCGGUCGCGUCAAACUGGCUAUGGAACUGGGCGAUUGCGUACGCGACGCCGUACCUGGUCAAUUCGGGUAAGGGCAACGCAGAUCUCGGCGCAAAGGUGUUCUUCAUCUGGGGCUCGACAUGCCUCGGAUGCCUGAUAUUCACGUACUUCUGCAUCCCCGAGACGAAGGGGCUCUCACUGGAGCAGAUCGACUUGCUCUACCAGAACUCGACGCCGCUCACGAGUGCCAAGUACCGCCUCGAGCUCAUCACCGCGGACGUGCACGUCGCGGAUGUUGUGGACAAGGGGGUCCGCACGGACGAGAAGGUGUCCGAUGAAAAGGUCUAA